GGCGGCUGACUGCAACCCCUUCCGGGUCAGCGCUCCCUGUCUUCUCUCCCUGGACAGCUGCGCUUCCCGUCCCGGAGUGCCACGAUGGGGAUCCUGGAGAAGAUCGCGGAGAUCGAGAAGGAGAUCGCCCGGACCCAGAAGAACAAAGGUUUGGCUCCUCCUUAGGACGCGCCGGCUGAAUGGAAGAGGCUACCCCUUGACUGGGGCCUUUGAAGCGCCUGGUCGGCAGGCAGAAGUUCAGCAGGUGCGGCUUUUCUCGGUUGAAAAGCUUCGCCUGCUGAGUUUUUGCCCCGAGAGGGUUAAAAACAAUAAUAGGAGGUCUAAGGCCCUGGGAUGGGCAGUGGCAGAGGGUUGAGGCUGUUUUGCGGGGUUGGCAGGGUGUGGAUUUAUUUUAUUUAUUAGGUUUAUUAAGGGAGGGAAUGAACUGCAGGGUUGAGGGUGGGCGGCUUUCCAGAUGGGCUCCUACAGCACCUGCAUGCAAAGUUUGUGUACCAAGUGUGUCUCAUUUGUUUGCCCCGCACUGCCUUUUCGUUAACGCUAUUUUGCUUAAGCACUUUCUGUGUGUUCCCCCCCCCCUUUGGUAUAAGUACAUUUGGGGAGGGAAAACAAGUGCGGUUGCGAGGUAGCUAGGGGACUUUAAAAAGCGGGGGAAUAAGACGGUGCAUGGAGAUUCAUAACACUGAAAUUUUUUGUUGCUGAUUUCAGGUCUCUUCACAACAUAAAAACACAGAAUAAGAACACAAAAUGCAUAAUAAAAGUAAACAAACCAGAAACUAUCAGAGAGUAACAGUUAAAAGCCUGAAGCUCUUCGUUUUUAAAGUUCAUACCUAGUGUGCAGUGAAAUCUGGCUCUUUAUCCCUUUCCCCAGCCCAGCUGAGUAAUUGACAGAAAUACAGCCAGAGGUGCUUUUUGCCUUUAGAAAGGGGGAACGGUAGCUCUGGUUGACCAGGUUGGAUGGCUAGGCAAGAGGAACAGAGAAGGAGCCAUUAGGAGAGUACAGGUACACUAACUCAUCGGUCACUGAUUUUGUUUCCUAGUCGUGUAUGUGUGUGUUACUUUUUCUAUUUCCGCUCUAGCCACCGAGUACCAUCUUGGCUUGCUGAAGGCAAAGCUUGCAAAGUACAGAGCUCAGCUUUUGGAGCCUUCCAAAUCGGCGGCGGGCAAAGGCGAAGGCUUUGAUGUGAUGAAAUCUGGAGAUGCCCGGGUGGCGCUGAUUGGUUUCCCCUCUGUGGGUAAGGUCAGUGACACUUGGAGAAUUCCUAUUCCUGUGUCUGUUACUUGGUGUGCUUCCUUUUAAAGCAGGUGUGAGGAACCUGUGGCCCUCAAGAUGUUGCUGGGCUGCACAUCCCAUCAACCCCAGCCAGCAUCGCCAGGAUUCAGAAACGAUGGGUGUCUGUAGUCUGGAGGGCCACAGGCUCCCCACCCUUGCUUUAAAUGAAGUCUCACCCUCAAGUUUAUAAUUCAGGGGUCAGGAUGUUGGGAGUCAUUCUGCACAGAAACAGUAAAGAUGUUUGUACGUUUAAGAACAGAUUUUGUGAGCUCUGGGCUGAAUGGUUGCAGCUAGCCAUGACUACAAAAGGAGAAAAGCUGCAGUUUGAACUUCACUGCAGGAAAAACACCCACAAGCUUUGCUGUUUGUUGUUUUGAAAUAAAACCUUUAUUUAAUUUGGUUUUACACCUGUCUCAUGGAGUCACAGUCUCUGUCAUCUGCCACCAGUGGAAAAUCCCCCUCUAGCAUGGGAAUCUUUAGCCAGGGGCCAAAUCUGUCCCUGCAGACCUCUCUGUCUAGCAUUUGGGACUCUCCCCAGCAGUGUUAGAAACUCAGAUAUAUAAGCUAGGCACCAAAUGGCUCUUUAAACCAAGGUUAUAGUCACCAAAACCGAAUGUUUAGUUGCCAUUUGGGGGCAAGACGGCUCUAAAGUCUUACUUUUCAAAGGAUAGAUGGAUGGACUGUGAUUGAUUUUUCAGUUAAACAUAUGACUGGAUUAAGAGCUUUGAGAACUUAAAGAAGAAAAGUCACUUGAUCCAGGGUCAGUCCACGCCUAUUCUGACCUCUGUUUCUUUAUGGUGACAUUCAUAACGUAAGAAUAUUGUCCACAACUGUGAGCAGGGCAGUGGGGUGGGGUAAAUGAAGACAAGCAACAACAAUUAGCUAUAAUGUUCACUACUCCUGCUCACGCUGCACCGUGAAAGUAUUUGGGUUUCUGAAAUUCAUUCUGAUUACGCAAAUAAAAUAUAACACAGGCAUAGGCAAACUUGGGACCUCCAUAUGUUUUGAGACUACAAUUCCCAUCCUCCCUGACCACUGGUCAUGUUAGCUAGGGAUGAUGGGAAUUGUAGUCCCAAAACAUCUGGAGGGCCCGAGUUUGCCUAUGCCUGAUAUAACAGAUAGAAUUCUACAGGAUAGGGUAUUAGUGUGUGAAAACAGUCCAGAUCCAAUGAUCCCCAGGCAUGCACCUCCAGAUGGUGGAGUUGUCAGGCACCAUCCUGGUAUCCAGGCAUCUUCACUUGUUUCAAAGUGGUCAAAAGCCAGGUGCAAAAUGCGCCUGGCCAUUUUCGAACACUGGUCACUGCCUCGCAGACUAUCCUCCCUUGGAGGGUCAUGGAGGGGAUUAAAUGGGAGAGCCUAGUACACCGCCUUGAGUUCUUUGGAGGAAAACCUGGGAUGGAAAUGCAAACAAGCAAACAAACAAUAAAAUAAAAUAUGUUUUUACAUGGAAAGUUCACAUCAGCACGGCUGCUGAUUUGUCACAAGUGGGUGGCUUUCCUCUGCCACUGCUAACACACUCAUCUUCCCUUUCAGUCCACCUUUCUGAGUUUGAUGACUUCCACGGCGAGUGAGGCAGCUUCCUACGAAUUCACCACAUUAACUUGUAUUCCUGGAGUCAUAGAGGUUAGCGCAGUUCCAUUGGGUUGCCAUCUGCUGGGGCAGGAUUGAAACCGCACUGCAGUUUUUAUGUGAAUGCAAGGGUUGGGGGUUGUUGAAUUCUGUUUCUUUUAGAGUGGGAGGCUCCAUGUAUUUCAGAAGCAGUCCAUGUUUGCCUUCUGGGGUUUGCCAGAUGUUAAAACUAGGAAGCUAAUGCCUUAACAUUGGGUCCUCUCUCCAAGAACGCACCUAGAGUAGAUUGGAGGCCCACCAGCUGUGUUCUGAUAGCCACCAAGGACUCGAUAAAUGCCCUGGUUUAGCUGCCUGCUUGGGGCUGCAGAAAUGGAAGGUUACCACGCCGACAGCAGGCCAGAAUUUACAGCUACUCAAGGUGGUGGGUGACCUCAGGCUAAGGCCACACACCCCUUUCCUCAGGACGUCCCCCCCAUAGGUCCAAUUUCAUACCCCCAAUGUGCCCUUGACGUCUUACAUUGCCUCUUGCUCCUCUUUAUGGAGGAUGGAGAGGGAUGGGUGUAGAAACUAGUCUGCAGAAAGGUAAAAUUUACAUUAAUUGUUCUUUCUGUUUUUGCCUCUGGUCCCACUCUCUACUUUGGAUUUUUUUUUUAAAAAAAGCCUCCGGUAUCAGAAUCCUUUAGGCCUGCCAAUUCUCUUCCUCAUUUUUUGGAUGAACAAGUUUUAGAUUAUUGUUUUCACUCCUCCAAGGAACUGUCCUUGUGGUCUCUGAGCAAAAAAAGCAGGCUGUGCAGUUCUAAAUAAACCAGUAGAUCCCCUGAUGAAGUGUGUGUGAGUUUGUAAUAGUAAUAAUAAAAAUAAUAAUAAUAGUAGUAGUAGUAGUUUAUUAUUUAUACCCCGCCCAUCUGGCUGAGUUUCCCCAGCCACUCUGGGGUUAAAAACAAUACAGCAUUAAAUAUUAAAAACUUCCCUAAACAGGGCUGCCUUCAGAUGUCUUUUAAAAAUAAGAUAGCUGCUUAUUUCCUUGACAUCUGAUGGGAGGGCAUUCCACAGGGCAGGCGCCACUACCGAGAAGGCCCUCUGUCUGGUUCCCUGUAACCUCACUUCUCGCAGUGAGGGAACCGCCAGAAGGCCCUCGGAGCUGGACCUCAGUGUCCAGGCUGAACGAUGGAGGUGGAGACGCUCCUUCAGGUAUACUGGGCCGAGGCCGUUUAGGGCUUUAAAGGUCAGCACCAACACUUUGAAUUGUGCUCGGAAACGUACUGGGAGCCAAUGCAGAUCUCUCAGGACUGGUGUUAUGUGGUCCCGGCGGCCAGUCCCAGUCACCAGUCUAGCUGCUGCAUUCUCUGAACAUGCAUGAGAAUGCUAAAAAGGUGAAGUGACCUGUAAGCUUAGGAUAUCAAAACCUGGGGCGGGGGGUAAGGGCUGGAGGUGCUCUGUAGCAUUAUAAUCACCCCCUCCCUCCAUGUGCUGCUUCACGGUCUUCUCUUUCGUCUUUUGCCAGUACAAAGGAGCCAACAUCCAGCUUCUCGAUCUGCCUGGGAUCAUCGAAGGAGCUGCUCAAGGUAGGUGGGGAAUGUCGCCUGUGUCUCAUUCUGCCCAAAGCACAUUGACGUUCCCAGGGCAGUAGCACUUUUGCACAGUGACAAGGGACCUUUUCUUCAGCUUGAUGGAGCACAUUCGCUCCUGGGCAGCCUUCCAGAGGCUGUUCCCUCAUGGUGUGUGGGGACCAGAGGCGAAAGUGAGCAAAGCAACACAUCCUCAUUCUAUUUGUAUGGCACCUUUCUGCAGUUAAGCCAUGCCCAAGGUGGCUUAACAGCAUCAAAAUAUGUACAUAGUUUAUUCUGACAGUUACAAAAUUGCAGAAGAAUAUAAAUAUCCCUGAACUCUAAGCUAAUGGAAGCAUCUCAGUAAGUCUUCAGAAAUAAUAAUAAUAAUAAUAAUAAUAAUAAUUUUAUUUAUACCCUGCCCUUCCCAGUUCAGAAAACUGGGCUCAGGGCGAUUAACAACAAAUUUAAAACACUUAAUCGAUGAAACAAAAAACAGCAUAAAAUACAGUUUAAAACAUGAAUAACAAUAAAUUCAGAAUUGAAAAAUCAAUUUAGGGGGGAAAUCCAUCCAAUAAACAUUAGAUGAUCACCAGGGCUAGCUGGCUAAAUUAGUCCUGUUUGGGCCAGUGAGAAGACCAGAGGAGAAUUAGCUGUGGGAUCCCAGAGCGGGUAAUCUUCAUAAAAAGGGGAGGAGAAUGGAAGAAAGGGGAAUAAAAGAUCAGGCUAAGUUCAAAUUGAAAGCCGGGCGGAAUAGCUCUGUCUUACAGGCCCAACACAAAUAAUAAUGAGGCCUAACAAUAAAAAUUGAGAGUCCCAUGGACUGCAAGAAGAUCAAACGUAUCCAUUCUUAAGGAAAUCAGCCCUGAGUGCUCACUGGAAGGACAGAUCCUGAAGCUGAGGCUCCAAUACUUUGGCCACCUCAUGAGAAGAGAAGACUCCCUGGAAAAGACCCUGAUGUUGGGAAAGAUUGAGGGCACAAGGAGAAGGGGACGGCAGAGGACAAGAUGGUUGGACAGUGCUCUCAAAGCUACCAGCAUGAGUUUGACCAAACUGCGGGAGGCAGUGGAAGACAGGAGUGCCUGGCAUUGUUCUGGUCCAUGGGGUCACGAAGAGUCGGACAUGACUAAACAACUAAACAACAACAAACAAUAAAAAUGCAAACAGCAGCAACAACCCCCCCCCCAGUGAAUCACAUCCUCUUGCGUAUAGAAGGGGUGGGUUGGGACUAGAACGGGAGUUAAAAUCCCUUUUUGAUCUUGCAGUGCUGCAGCUCCACCUGCUUUUGGCCCUGCCUCUGUGCAGCAUCCUCCUUUCGUAUUAAGAAGUGUUCCUCCCACCUUGAUUGCCAGUCAGGUUAAUCGUGCUGCUGGCCCUGCCUCCUCCCUCCCUGUCCUUGGACAGUGAAAAGUCUCGUGGUCCUUGGGGGAUGCUCCUGGGAGAAGGAUGCAGCCAAGCAGCGGGCUGAUGAAUUGCAGGCAUUUUCAGCAUGGGAAAGGGGGGGGAUAGUUGUCUAAUGAGAACUGGCCUGGGGAGGGUGAGGAGAAGACGCUACCCGAGCACCGCCAUCUGUUUGGAGGAGUGGGGAGCAGCACUAAUGGAGCUGUAUUUUUUAAAAUAAGCCUUUUUGGGAAGCCGCCUGCAUCAAAAGACAGGGUGGAAAGCAAUUCCUUGUUUGCAUGAUGCAAAAAAGCAGAGAUUCUGCUCUUGCUUCUGCUACACAGCUUCUUGCUCUCCAGCUGUCACAGCAAGUAGCUCCCAUUUUCUCAUUUCCUUUGCAGGAAAAGGCCGAGGGCGCCAAGUGAUUGCUGUAGCCCGGACUUCUGACGUCGUUAUCAUGAUGCUGGACGCUACAAAGGGGGAAGUGCAGAGGUUAGUGCCUAGAGGGCAAAGCACCCACACGUGGGUUGAAUUAUGGACUGGAAGGGAAAGGGUCGUGGCUCAGUGGUUGAGUCUCUGCUUUUCAUGCAGAAGGUCCUAGGUCAGUGGUUGGCAACGUGCGCCCCAUGGGCCAGAUGCGGCCCACAAAGACCAUUUUACCAGCCCACGAGCAACCCCUGAACAGAGCCGCCUGGUUGGCGAGUCCCCCGCGUGCUGCACUAAACCGGUGCAGCGCAGCACGGGGACUCGUCAAGCAGCGCUGGAAAUUGCAUCUGCGCACGCGCAGAUACUGGAAAUCACGUCUGCGCAUGUCCAGACACCAAAAAACGCUUCUGCGCAGGCACGAUUUCCAGUGUCUGGGCAUGCGCAGAAACAAUUUCUGGUGCCGCAGACGCAAUUUCCAGCAUUGCGCUGUGCCACUCCGGCCCACCGAUGAUCUCCGUGGGAGUGAUCUGGCCUAUGGCUGGUAAACCUUUGUCGACCCCUGUCCUGGAUGCAACCCCUGGCAUUUUCGGGUAGGGCUGUAUUUGUCUCUUCCUGAAACCCUGGGAGAGGGUUUUGGCUCUCAUUUUACUGGGUUUAUUUGGGUAACGGCUUGGCGGCUCUUUAUGACCACAUCCUCCCUCCCUCCUGCAGAGCUCUGUUAGAAAAGGAACUGGAAUCAGUAGGAAUCCGGCUGAAUAAAGUCAAGCCCAACAUCUACUUCAAGGUGAGACACUGCAGGUGGGCAAAUCAUAGGACUGACAGCUCCUCCUGUACAAAACACAUAAAUACAGCAAUCGCCAGCUUGGUGGCCUCCAGGUAUUGCUGAGGUCCCCAAACCCAUCAGCUGCAUCCAGGUUGCCUGUGGUCAGAGAUGACGGAGCUGUGGUCCAAGAACAUUUGUGCACCGAGUUGACGUUAUUUGUGUCUCAAUAAAUAAACCUCACACAUGGGAGACAGGACAGACGGUAGGGAAGGCUAGCCUCCCACUCUUCUCCACCUUCCUUCCACCCCACCGGAAAUGCUUCUUGGCUGUGUGUAGGAAGUAUCCAGCUUUGUGAGAUCACCCCCCGCUUCUCAAAAUUGGCUCCUUAAAUGGGUCACUCGAAAUGUGGUGGUGAGGGGGGCUGGGGAAACCGUUUGCAGGAGAGCCGCAAAACUUCUUGCUUAAAAUAAAGAUGCUUUGGCUUAUUUAAGUGUAUUGCUGCUUAUGUGAGCAGCUGCGUCAAAUUCUGCCCAUGUGCUUUUCAUUGUUUCUCUGCACGGAGAAAGGACUAGAAUAGGGUUGUUGGGGAACUUCAGGGCCAGCGGCCAAAUGUGGCCUUCCAGGACUCUUUAUGUGGGCCUCAGGUUUGUCCCCAGCCCAUGCCCCUCACCAGUUCUGCUCUGCACCUCCUUGAGUGGUUUUGCCUGGCUAGGAUAUGUCCUUGAGCUCUGAUGAUGCUUCUUGCUCAGAGGGGUGCAAGAGAAAAAGCCACUAACAUACUUGCAUGGCUGGAAUAUACACUAGUACUGUACAAAGGUAAGAGUUUCACACUUGGCUCUUCUCGCUUUUACAUCUGGUCCUGCCCGUCACUGGCACGCGGCCCCUGGAAGGUUGCGUAUGAGAGAAUAAGGCCCUUAGGCUAAAAAAAGAGGUUCUCCCUCCCUUUUAUAAAUUAAUAGCAAAUAAAACAAAAGCUGGACUCAGGCUCCUUCGGGAGGAAGGGCAGGGUAGAAAUUGAACAAAUCAAUACAGUGGUACCUCGGGUUACAGACGCUUCAGGUUACAGACUCUGCUAACCCAGAAAUAUUACCUCGGGUUAAGAACUUUGCUUCAGGAUGAGAACAGAAAUCGUGCGGUGGCGGCGCGGCAGCAGGAGGAGGCCCCAUUAGCUAAAGUGGUGCUUCAGGUUAAGAACAGUUUCAGGUUAAGAACGGACCUCCGGAACAAAUUAAGUACUUAACCCGAGGUAUCACUGUAUUCUGAAGCAGUCCAGGCCUCUUGCAAGCCGCUCUCUGACCAUUGCUCUGACCCAGAACAAUCGUGUUCCAGUCUAGUGAUUCACACAUGCCGUCUUAAAGCAGCCUGCCACAUCUGCCCCUGUUUGGUCACGUAGUGUAAAUGUCACCAAACUUCUUGGGCCCAUGAGCAUAUUUGCAAACUACAGGAACUGUUGAAGUCGCCAUAAGUGCUUGCACUUUUGCUGCCCAGCCAUUAAUCACAUCAUUAUUUUUUAUUAUUAUUAUUAUUAUUGUUGUUAUUAUUAUUAUUUCUGCUACUACUAUUACUACUCUUACUAACACUCCAGGAAUGUAGUUUCAAAGUACACGAACAUCUGCAAAUGUCAAAAGGAUUUAGCCCGUGCAAAAUUGAUGUGAGUGAUCACUUUAGCUCAAAAUGAAUAUAUCUUGGGAUAUACCAAAGGGGCAUUCUCAGCAGUUCACCUUUCAUGUCUGUCUGCAUUCGGCAGUGCCAUCCUAUGCAAACGUUGCGGCAUCCAGUAUACUCAAAAUAUAAACUUUUGCUGAAUCAGCCUCAUUGAGGGCCAUCUUGACAAAGCCUCUUUUCUGUCUUUCAGCCCAAAAAGGGAGGGGGCAUCUCCUUCAAUUCAAUGGUGACGCUGACUCAGUGCUCCGAGAAGCUGGUACAGCUCAUCCUCCACGAGUACAGUAUCCUUUUUCACUUAGAUUCUUGGUAGCUACAUUUCUCAGCAAAGCGAUUCAGGGCACCAGCUGUAAAGGUGCCUUGCAGUGUCAUUGGUAACGCCCUGAGCAGUUGAGGGUGGGUGGUUUGGACCCAGGCGACCUGAAAGAUUCUAUCUCCCUGCCUGGGUGCUGAGAUCCUCGGGUGAGCACCUUCUCUUGGUCCCAUCAACAUCAGAAGAACUGUUGGUUGUGACGCAUGAGACAGAGCCUUUUCUGUGGCUGCUCCCAAGUUACAGAAUUCCCUCCCAAGAAAGCUUCACCUGGCUCCUUCCUUGUUAUCCUUCCGCUGGCAGGCUAAGACCUUUCUGCCCAGACAGGCAUUUGGAAACUGAGAUGCAGAUGAUGCUGAUAUCUAGGCUGCUUCAGAGGAAAUUGUUCUGUAAUUGCUGGUUCUAAAUGUGUUUUGAUGUAUUUGAAUUUGUUGUUGUUUAGUCGUUUAGUCAUGUCCAACUCUUCGUGACCCCAUGGACCAGAGCACGCCAGGCACUCCUGUCUUCCGCUGCCUCCCGCAGUUUGGUCAAACUCAUGCUGGUAGCUUCGAGAACACUGUCCAGCCAUCUCGUCCUCUGUCGUCCCCUUCUCCUUGUGCCCUCCAUCUUUCCCAACAUCAGGGUCUUUUCCAGGAGUCUUCUCUUCUCAUGAGGUGGCCAAAGUAUUGGAGCCUCAGCUUCAGGAUCUGUCCUUCCAGUGAGCACUCAAGGCUGAUUUCCUUCAGAAUGGAUCGGUUUGAUCUUCUUGCAGUCUCUCAAGAGUCUCCUCCAGACCAUAAUUCAAAAGCAUCCAUUCUUCGGCGAUCAGCCUUCUUUAUGGUCCAGCUCUCACUUCCAUACAUCACUACUGGGAAAACCAGUAUUUGAAUUAGUUUGUUUUUAUUCUGCAUUUUAUAAUUUUGCAAAUGUUGUAAGCCACCUUGAAUCCCAACUUGGGAGAAAGGCGGGCUAGAAAUAUAUUUAGUCAUCGUCACAAUGUCCUGGUCCUGAGACAUCGCUGGGCUCAGGAGCGAAGCAGUAGGCUCAGACCGAGAAUGAGGGCGACCCUGGAAAGGCACUGCCAAUCAGUGUUGACAAUACUGGACUCUAUCAGACGUAUUUUCUCCUCGCAGCAACCCUUUGGGGUAGGUUUGGCUGCAAGAUGGUGACUGGCCUAAGAUUACCUGACCAGCUUUGUUGCCAAAUGGGGAUUUGUCCUUGAGUUUCACCAACCCAAGCUGGAUGCUCGUAACAGCACAACACACUGGCUCUCUUAACAAACACAAAAGUGUUUAACCUUCACUCUGCUCACCUAAGAAAUAUUUAAUGCGGAGGUUCUGUUCAGGGAAGACUGCACACCUGACGAGUUCAUUGACGUGAUUGUUGGCAACCGGGUCUACAUGCCCUGCCUUUAUGUGAGUACCUUGUAAGAAGUUUCAUACUUUUAACAGAAUGGGAUGGGGGGGAUGUAUUUAUAAUAAUAAUAAUAAUAAUUUAUUAUUUAUACCCCGCCCAUCUGGCUGGGCUUCCCCGGCCACUCUGGGCGGCUUCCAAAAGAAUAUUAAAAUACUAUAAUACAUCAAACAUUGAAAGCUUCCCGAAACAGGGCUGCCUUCAGAUGUCUUCUAUUUAACCAUAAGCAAGGGUUUCUUUUAAGGGAACAAGUUUCUGAGGAACACAAGUGGUGGUGGGGGAGAGUGAUUGCCUUCCUGCCCUGCUUGCCCUGCUUCCCUGCCCAUGGGCAUCUGUUUUACCACUGUGGGGAGAGAAUGCUGGACUAGAUAGACCUCUGGUCUGACUCUCCAGGCUUUUCUUAAGUUCUCUCUUUUUUUUAAUAAGAUAUUUAUUAAGAUUUUCAGAAUAUUACAAAAUAAAGAAAGAAAAAAGAAAAAUACAAAAUAAAAAUGGUUAAAAACAAUUCAAUCUUUCCAUUACUUAUCUUUCAUUUGCUUAUUUCCCGGACCUCCUCACGCCUCCCUUUUUUGUAUUCCAGUUCAGUUUGUUAGUUCAGCGAAUCCCUCCCCUCUUUGUAAAUCCUAGUCUUUAAUCAUAAAGUGUUGUAACAUUUAAUUUUUACCUAUUAAUAAUCCAUUUUUUCAUAUUCCCUUAUAACAUUACAGCUAAAGACCACUUAGCUUCUAUCCAACAUCAUUCUAGCAUUCAUUAAUUUUGCAAUAUUUCUGUAAAUAGUCUUUAAACUUUUUCCAGUCUUCUUCCAUCAACUCUUCUCCCUGGUCUCGGAUUCUGCCCAGGCUUUUCUUAAGUUCUCAAACACCCCUGUGGAACGCCCUCCCAUCAGAUGUCAAAGCAAUAAACAACUGUCUGACGUUUAGAAGACAUCUGAAGACAUCCCUGUUUAGGGAAGCUUUUAAUGACUGAUGUUUUAAUGUAUUUUAAUAUGUUUUUAAUCUUUUGUUGGAAGCCGCCCAGAGUGGCUAGUGAAACCCAGUCAGGUGGGUGGGGUAUAAAUAAAAAAAUAUUAUUAUUAUUAUUAUUUAUUCUACCUAUAAGAGCUCUCAUCUAGGUAUUCUGAGUGAAUUAUGCAUUGAUUUGAAUAAGCUUAAUAUCCAGAUCUUUGGCAUUCUAAGACAGAAUCCCGUAUCCAGAAAGCAUCCAUUCGUCAUGCAGUUAGGCCUGUUUGUUUAUGGUAUUUGUAUUCCAACCUUCAGCCAGACAGGCUCUCAGAGGGUCACACAAAGAUCAGUAUUAAGAUGCUCCCUGCUCUCCAGCCCACAAUCAAAGCAAACUUGAUGCACAAGGCAAAAAAGGGAUAGGAGGAAGGCAAAAAAGGGAUUGAGGAAGAAGCAAGCACAAUAUGCCUGCAGUCUGUACUGGGUGCAAUCUGCAGUUCCAUGCAAUUGUCAGUUAACCUGAGAAUAAAGUUCAUUCAAAAAAUUGAACCAAUCCAAGUUCAUAGCCCCUAUGGUUGUGGAGACAUUGUGCGGACAGAGGCUUCUCUCUCUGAAAAGGGUGGCCAAAAAAGAAAGACACCCUUCUUGGGGGGAAAGGGCUGCAAAGCUUUAGAAGAAGCAGCCUGUUUUCCAAAACAAAUAAGCAAACCACCAGUUGCCUUCCCUGCCUUUUUGGAUACUGGAUUGGAGACGGAUCUCUUACUGUUAUAAACUUUUGUUCGGGAAAUAAAAUCAUCGGAAAGCUACAAAGGCUAGCUGCUGCAUAUAGUUUCUUAUGAAGCCUGUUACUUUUUAAUGUAGCACCAUCAGGCAUGUCCCUGCCCCAAGAGGCUUACACUCCAAAUUUGGCUCCCCAACUUGGUGCCCUCCAGCUGUUUCGAACUACAACUCUCGUUAGCACCAGCCCUCAAUUUAGCUGAACAGAGAAGGUGGAAACUGACUCCUUGCACCAUUAAUAUUCCUUUCUCCACCACCACCUUUUGGAUUAGGUUUAUAACAAAGUCGAUCAGAUCUCCAUGGAGGAGGUAGAUCGCCUGGCUCGAAAACCCCACAGCGUUGUGAUCAGGUAAGGUGAACCUCCCCAGCGCAGUGUCUUGUGGCCAGCAUGCGGUUGGCUUAAACUCCAGAGCAUGUGGUACGAAGAGCCCUUUGGAAGAAAAGUCAUCCUUGGCUUCUGUUCUCCCUGUAUACCUUUUGUAAUUUGUAAUUAGAUUUAUUCUCGCUAGAAGCUGAAGCCUAUGGGCAAGUGCAUCUCAAAUUAUGUGAUGGGAUGAAGCAGUGUGUACCCCCCCACCUGGCCCAAUGUGCCAGGAACCACUACCGUACUUGGUCCCUGUAGCAUCCCACCAACAUCUUGCAGACAGACACCACUUUGAGCAGCACCACUCUAGACAAUGUGCACAUUUUUGUAAAAUCUCAGCACAAACAAGACAACUAUUUGAGGCUAGCCAAACAGGCUGAAUAUCUUCUCUCACCCCAGCCCCGGUCUCCAAGAAAAUGAUCCCCAUUUGAUUAACAGAGAAAUGGAAACCAAAAUAGAAAAAAGAUGUUUCAAAUGAUGUAAAAGGUUUUAAAGGCCUGGGAGAGAGGAGGAAAGUAUUUCCCUGGUUUUGAAAUGACAUUAAGGUGCCAGGCGAGCCUCUAUGAGGAGGAGAUUCCACUGCCCAAGCCUUUUCGGUGUCGUUAUCGCCCUGCCACCCACUUUGUGUGUGUCCGCCUCUCUCUAGCUGCGGCAUGAAAUUGAACUUGGACUACCUGCUGGAGAUGCUGUGGGAAUACCUGGCCCUUACCUGCAUCUACACCAAGAAAAGAGGCCGUGAGUAGCACAAGCAGGCCAGCAGGAUUGGAUGGAACUAGAUCUGAAAAUGAAUACGGGCUUCAGGGGAGGAGGGAGGAUCCGAAAUUCUCAUGCCUUAGUGACCUUGCUAUUUUUUCUCUCUUUUCUCGGUCCCGGACAGAGAGACCAGAUUUUUCAGAUGCUAUCAUCGUACGGAAAGGGGCAUCUGUGGAGCAUGUGGUAAGCAUUGAAUUUUUGAGCUGCAGAAGCACCUGCCCUCAUCUAUUUUCUCCACACACUCUGCACUGCCAGCUCUUCCCAGGCUGAAACCAUCCAGCCAGAGAUUCAGUCUUCUUCUUUGAAAACACACUAGGGCAGGGGUGGCUAACCUGUGGCCCCCUGGAUCAGCCCCCUGCCCAUUGACUGUACCGCCUGGGGCUUCAUGGGAGAUUGAGUCCAGGAAGACCGCACUGCCUUUUGGCUACAGCUCUGCUUCAGGAGCAGUUGUUGCCUUAAUUGCUUCAAUGUCCUGAGCUAGGAAAUAGGGUAGCCAUUGUCCGGUGGUGCCUUCUGUUUGGGGACUGUGGGGAAGAGACCCAUUUUGGGGGGAAGGGAGAAGCUGUUCUGCAGACAGCUGUGAGCAUGAAGUUGCCACUUUGGAAUUGGGUAUGUAACGCCAGGCUCAUUUUUAAGAGCAGCUCCGCUUCAGAACCUCUGCGACACAACUUUGGAAAGGGAUAAGGGGUGUCAUCUGCAAGGAGUACAGUAAGUAAAACUUAGGGAGCUGAGAUUGCAAGGCCUCACCUGGUACAUCUGAACCUUUUUCUCCCUUCAGUGCCAUCGAAUUCACCGGACGUUAGCAAGCCAGUUCAAGUAUGCGUUGGUUUGGGUAAGUGUGCUAUGACAAGAAAGUGGGGUGGAGCAGAGGCCUCGGGUGUCUUCGCCAUGUAUUAGUGAUAUAGGCAGGAAACAUGGGGGAAGCUCUUAGUGGCUUUUUUAAAAGGAAGUUUGACAAAUGCACUAAAAGGGACGGGUGAGCUAUUAACAGCAGCUCUGUAGAACCUCCAUGUACAGAGUAAGAAUAUCUCACGGCCAGCGAGGACUCUUUCUUUUAUGCUUCACUGGUGGGAUUCCCACAGGUAUUGCCUAAUAAUAAUAAUAAUAAUAAUAAUAAUUUAUUUGUACUCCACUAAUAACUACCUAGCAGUUCGAAAGCACAAAAGUGCAAGUAGAUAAAUAGGUACCGCUCCAGCGGGAAGGUAAAUGACCCGGAAGCUGUACGCUGGCUCCCUCAGCCAGUAAAGCGAGAUGAGCGCCACAACCCCAGAGUCGGCCUCGAAUGUACCUAACGGUCAGGGGUCCUUUUACCUUUACCUAAGCUGACUGGGUUGCCCCAGCCACUCUGGGUGGCUUCCAGCAUAUACGAAAACGCAAUAAAACAUUAAACAUUAAAAAACUUCCCUAUAUAGGGCUUCCUUCAGAUGUCAUAGUGCCCUCCAGGUGGUGUUGGACUUCAACUCCCAUCAGCCCCUGUCAGCAUAGCCAGCUAUGAUGGGAGUUGUGGUCCAGCAGCAUCUAGAAGGCUCCCACGGGCUACCGAACUAGUAGCUGGGUCUUGUUGGCUCUGUAGUCUCCUCCAGCUGGGGUGUUCUUGGGGCUGACCUCGCAACAGGUAAAGAACUGAGGUGGGGAUGAAUGCAUGGAAAGAUAGGGUGGCAGCCUCAAGGGGCAAGCUGAGGUGUCCAUCACAGCAUCCAAUAGCUCAAAGGGGGACAGCCUUCAGCCCCAGGCCCCCGCACACCCCCCCUGCUCAAUUUCAUGUGCUCUGAUUUCAACAAGGGGUGGGGGAACAGGGAAAAGAGGUGGCGAAAAGUCGAAAGGAAAACAGGGGUGGUCUUCCGCAGCCUUCUCCUCUCAACAGAGAAAAGAAGGCUCACCCCUGCUGCAGCUGUUGAAUCCAUUAGGCCCGGGAUAGAGAACCCGUAGCCCUCCAGUUAUUGCUGGACUCAAGCUCCCAUCACCCCUGACCCUUGGCCAUGCUGGCAGGGGCUGAUGGGAGUUGGAGUCCCACAGCAUCAGGAAGGCCAUAGGUUUGCUUUCCCUGCCCGUUCCGGGGGCGGGAGUGCUCAGAAGGGACCCCUUUCUUGGAGACAUUGGCAAUCCAUUGGCCAGUGGCAUUGGGCAGUGGUAGGGGCACCUCCCUCUCUUCUUGCCAGAGAGACCCCCAAACCAGGGCUGGUGAAACUCUGUUGUUUUUUGGCUUUCAAGGGAACCAGCACCAAGUACAGCCCCCAACGAGUAGGACUCAGCCACUUGAUGGAACAUGAAGACGUCAUCCAGGUUGUCAAGAAAUAAUCCUCGUCGCUGGUCCCUCUCCCUGCUCUGCUCUGCAGUAUUUUCAACGCGACUCGGCAGAAAACUGUCUAAAAGCCAAAAAGAAGAAGAAAAGCCUCUGUCUGUAAUGGGAGGUUUUUCCUUCAGCUCCUCAUAAGCUUCCAUGAAGCUUCCACGGAGGAUAAGAGACUACUGUGGAACUUCUUGCAGGUUAGGGACACGGAGAAGAGAGGUUCUUGUCUUACAUACUGACAUGCUUAAGGGGCACCUUUCAAUAGCAUGGUCUUGGGUGCCUUUAAGAUGCUCGGAGCGGGUUUGGUUGUGACUUGACAGCUGCCCAGAAAAGUGGCCUUGGAUCCAUGAGCUGAAAAACACAGGAAAAGAACCAUCCAUCCUCCUCCUGUUCUUCCUCCCUUCCUCCCGUGUGUGUUGGUUCACGAGCAGAACAAACAGCUCUGUUCAAAAAUCAGCACUUCCACUUGGACAAAAACGAUUCCAGGCAAUGCAAGGAUUUGUUUACAGGUGGAUCGCUUCGUCACGUUCACAGAGUGCCCCGUGGAAGUUCAUUUCCACCCGUUUUCUGGCUAAGAGGGGUGGUGUUGAUAACUUCCACUGGGGUUAACGGAAACGAGGCCAACUUCUCCCUCUCCCAUAUCACCCCGUUUGGCAAGACAGCAACCAAGAAACAGCACACCUGCUGCUCCUGCAGCUCUGCUCAAGAAAUUUACUCCAGACCCAUCAGAAGCCAUUUGUCCUUCAAUUGAAAUAAAGAAUGGUUCUUGUUUCUCUUUGGAACUCCC
Molecule: messenger RNA, 16228 nt
Organism: Podarcis lilfordi (Lilford's wall lizard)
Lineage: Eukaryota; Metazoa; Chordata; Lepidosauria; Squamata; Lacertidae
Source: the annotation of a GenBank genome assembly